GUGUCAGUGAAGAAUUUAGUUCGGUGACCUGAAAAGUUUUCAUCGCCAUAUACGCUCGUGUUACCGUGUAAGGAAAUGUCGAAGUUGACCGUCACGAAUUUCAGUAAUAGGAAAGGCAGUCCUUUCCAAGCCAAAACAGCAGAUACAGACAGCACCGUAACCCAUGAAGAAGUAUUACAAAAAUCAACGUACGAAGAGCAGAAGUGUAAACAGAGUGAGCUCAUUAAAAAGGUAACUAAAAAAACAGCUGAGUAUCAAGCGAAAAAGCCUUGCUCAGGCGUGUUUACUGAGGUGGUCACUCAUGGAUCGUUUUCCCCUAAAAACGUAGUGAAAGAUAACAAUACGAAUAAAACUGGAAACGCGUCUUCCGUGCCUAAAACUAGCAGCGCCAAUAGAUCCAGUUCCUCUUUACUUGGAUUCCCUUCGUCCGCGAACGAUUUGGCUCUGGACGCUAAAACAGAUCUCGAAUCAGACCCUAACAUGUCGAAUGAAGUCAAAGAAAAAGUCAUUGAAAAAUUGUUUAAAUUAGUUACAAUGGUACAGCACGUUUACGAAUCUAAAGUCCGAAUCGCGACGGAGUACGAAAAAUAUAAAGAAACACAUCUGAGAAACGAUUUGAGAAGAGAGAAAGAACAUUCGGAACAGCUGUACAAGUUGAAUAUGAAUUUUCAAAGUGAAGUUGUGCAAUCUAUACAGAGGUUGAAAAGUGAAUUGGAUAUAGCACGCAAUGUCAGUAGAGAUAUGGAUGAAAAUGAAAUUAGUUCAAAAGAUAGCUCGGUUGUGUUCAAUUCUGAAGAAGCACAGGAGGCAACGGUUGGAAAUGAUGAAGUGGAAACUGUUGUUGAUACAAAUGAUACUAACAUUAAGUGUAUUGAUAAUUUGGUUGAGAAUUGA
This is a messenger RNA of Bombyx mandarina (wild silkworm), 894 nucleotides long. RefSeq lists its product as uncharacterized. NCBI's taxonomy places the organism in Eukaryota, Metazoa, Arthropoda, Insecta, Lepidoptera, Bombycidae. The record is from RefSeq and is a predicted model, not a curated record.